This is a messenger RNA of Mollisia scopiformis, 956 nucleotides long. RefSeq lists its product as uncharacterized. The transcript is spliced from 2 exons. The record is from RefSeq and is a predicted model, not a curated record. NCBI's taxonomy places the organism in Eukaryota, Fungi, Ascomycota, Leotiomycetes, Helotiales, Mollisiaceae. Bases 344 to 865 code for a protein of 173 amino acids.
CGUAACCACAACAGCAGCGGAACAGAGAUUCUCCGAAUCGGGACAAAGGUGACAAAGGUGACAAAGGUAUGUAUAGUAUGCGAUACUGUGUUGGACAUCGAUAUCAUUAUCCCCAGCGACCAGGUUGGCAUGUUGGAAAAAAGGUUAUUUGUAAGAAUUGUCAAAAUGAUCGCCAAGAAUAGAGCCAUGGUCGGGGGCUGUGCCGCUGUGGUUUGCUGCGCACGAGCCAGCUGCCCGCGUAAGGUUACCGCAACGGCCGCGGCGUCUAACGCGUCUUCUCGUUCUUCGGAUGGACGAGCAACCGCGUUAUUUUUGGCCAUUGGGGGAGACUUGAAACAAUUAAAUGAUUGGCCGCAGAGCGAAGAAUGCGGAUAAAAAGUCUAAUUUCAUUGGCGGGUGCGUUCGAGGCUGGUGUGUCCGAUUGGCUGUGUGUUUGAACGCCUUUCGUUGGUUGCUGGUUGCUGGUUGCUGGUUGCUGGCGGCGGCCGACAGAGACGGUAGGUUAAACGGUGAGACUCUGAUUCCAAAAAUUCGGCUGGCGGCUGGUCCUCCGCCUCGUCCAUUAACCUUACUCAUUCUUCCGUGCUCUCAGCCCUUCACACCUCCACCACACCUUCGUACCCGUUCACCUCCCUCUCCUCUCAGCCCUCCCCUCCAAACACCUGGGGUUUGUCGGCUUCUUUUUCUUCGCCAGCGCACGCCCACGUUCCGCCCUACAGGGUCGGUCCAGGGUUUUUCCAGUAGCGACCCGACAAACUCCUCUCCCAGCUCGAAAUAUCUGCUCGUGGCGCUGAGUACCCCGGCGGAGUCUGACCUUACUGCGCUGGAAAGUAGACGGCCGAUAGAAGAGCUCGUCGGCCAGUGAUGCUUGGGGAUGGUUGGAAAUGAUGUUUCUAUAAAGGCAUCCUGUCUUCCGUUCCAAGAUGUCUUGUUUCCUCUCAUCAUCAUCAUCAGCU